AGAGAUUAAAAAUUUCUUACUAUAUAUUCAAUGUUUAUAUAAUAAGAUAAAGAUCUCAAAUCUCGAUUAAAUAUACGAAAAAAAAACCCGAUAUUUAUAAUAACUAUAUAUUAAAUAAAUUUUCUAUAAUUAAUAUUUCUAAAUAAAAAUAAAUAAUUUCUAUAUAUAAUAAUAUAUUUAUGUUAGAUAUUCGUUCUGAUCAAGAUCUUAUUUAAUAACAAUAGUAGAACAUUUAUCGACAAUUGUUUGAGUUAUUCAAUAAAAAAAAAAAAAUUAUUUCGAAUUCAAUUGUCGAUUAUCAUUUAUAAAUAUAUAUACUGAUUCAUUUAUUAUCUAUAGAAAUAAAAUUUCUUUAAGAAUAAAUCAUUAUUAAGAGAAAUAAAAACUCUCUUAACUAUAAUAUUAAAAUAAAAUAUUUUAUUUAGUUAAAUAGAUUUAUUUUAAAAUAAAAAAUCUUAUCUCAUUAAUAAAUAUUGUUUUUUUAUUUUGAAUUAUUCAAUGAUAACAUUGAUUUAAUCAUAUUGAAAUAAAUAAUUAAAAUAAUAGUUAUCGAUAUUAAAUAUAGAAUUAUAUUAAGAUUAAUUUAUACUUUAUUUAACUUAACGAUAAACAAUAAUAAAUAAUUUAUUUUAAUUAAAAUAUUCUCUUUUGAAAUCUUUUUCUAUAAAUAUAUAUAAAUAUUCUCGAUUGAUUUAAUUGAUUAACUCAACUCAACCGAACAAAGAUAGAAUAUUUCGAAACCAAUAAGAUUUUUUAAAAUCAUUUUUUAUAAAUAAAUAAAAGAGAACGCUACUCGUUAUUUAUCUCAAUUGAAUAAUAAAGAUAUCAAUUCAUAUAAGAUAUAUUUAUUAUCUCCUUCGUUUAAUUCUUAAAACAAUUCUCAAAAUGAUUUUAUUUUGAAAUAAAAACAAUAUUAGAAUUUUAUUUUAUUUCAAACCAAUAGAUAAAACAUAUUAACAAUUUUAUUCGAAAUAGAUAUUAUUUAAUAAUUUUACAAAUUUUCACCUAUUUAAGCAACUAUUUAGAUCUUUUUUUUUUUUCAUGGAAAAAAAUUCUUCUUUUAAUUGUUUCGAACAAAAAAAAGUUUCGUCUGUUUAUUAAAAUAUAAAAAAAAAACAAAUUAUUGAAAAUGAAAUAAAUAAUAGUCUAAAUAAUUGUCAUAUGGAGUUGAUAAGUGAUUUGUUAAUAUUGUUUUUAUUCGAAAUAUAUUAUAGAUUUAGUAAUAAACAAUUUCAAUAUAAAAUAAUAAUAUUAUUAUAGAAAUAGAUUUGUUAUUUUAAACGAUAAAAAUAUAUAAUAAUAUAUAUUUAAUUAAGAUAUAAUCGAUUUCAAAAUGACUUAACGAAAUUUUUAUUGAAUGAAUUAUUUUAUUUAUUUAAUCAAAAUUGAUAUCAAUAUUUAAUAGAAAGGUUAGAUGAGAACUAGACUAGUCUAUCAUUAUUUAUUCUUUUCAUUGAAAAAAAAACUAAAACGAUAGAAGAUAAUUUAAAAAUCUGUCAAUCAAACAAAAUGACACGAAAACAAUAAAAACGAUAAAAUUGUUUUCUAUGAUAAAUCUUCCAUUUCUAACCUUAGUAUUCUUUUUUCUCUGAAUAUAUUUGUCAAAAAAGCUAAUUGAAUUGAUUUAUUUAUUGAUAGAAGUUCUCUGUAAAAUAUAUCGUUAAAAACUCGAUUAGCAAUAAAAUAAAUAGUAAUAAAUAACUGCCAAAAAUAAAUAAGGUGAACAUAUCUUAUAUAAUAUAAUAUAUCUUGUUUAUAUGAAAAUAAUUAGUAAAAAUAUCGAUUUUUAUAAUAAAUAAUAUAUUCAACUGAAUGAAACUAAUUUAUUUAAAUUGUUUGUUUUAUUUCAUUGUUUGAAAUAAAGUGUUAUCAAAGAGAAUAUUUAUAUUCUUUAAAAUAAAUUAAUUGAAUUUGUUUGAAAAAGAAAGAAAUAAAUUGAUCUAACAUAUGAAUACUAGUUCGAGUUAUCUUAGCUCGAAGAAUUUAUCUUGUUUUUUUAAAUAAUUUUUUUUAUUCGAAUAAUUAUAUUAAUUUAUGUAUUUUGAUAGAUAAACUCUUAUGGAAUUUCGUUAAAAAAAAAUAUUCAAUAAAUAUUAAUUUAUCUAAUAUAAUAAAGAUUUAUUUUAUGUUUUGUUUAUGAUAUAUGUUAGAAGAAGAUUUUUUUCUUUUUAAAUUGUUUAUUAUGAAAUAUUGAUCAUCGUUUUAUAGAUAUAAUAAAAAAAAAACAAACGGAUAGUUUUUAUGAUUUGAUUAUAAAUUUCAAAUAGAAAAUAAAUAUAUAAAAAUUUUGAUUAUUAUAUAAACUGAUUCGAGUUCACAAUUAAUCAUGUUCGAUAGAUAUAUAUUUUAUAUUGAAGAUGAUUAACGAUCGAAUUAUUUCGAUUAUAGAAUUAAUUAUAUUUAUCUUUAAUAAUCAAUUGUUAUAAUCUACUCGUCAGUGAUGACUAGAUUUGUUUUUUUUCGAUGAUUAUUUUCAUAUGUUAACUAUUAAAUCAUAUGAUUAUUUCAUCGAUUCAAAUAUCAUUCAUAGAUCUUUGUUUAUAUAUAAUCAACAAUUUUUUAAAUGAUUUAUUUAGCAAACAAGUAUAUCAAAGAAUAAUAAAUUAUCCCGAGUCGAACUUUUUUUUCACCUUCUUGACAUAUGCAGAUCUCAACAUUUGUUUCAGAGCGCAUGACUUCCUUUCCAUUGACAAUCACUUGAAUGCUUGCAUGACUUAUAGAUAUAAUCAAAACAAAUGAUGCGCUGAACACAUGAUAAUUAUAGUAAUGAGCAUUACCGAAAAGAUUAAAUGGAAAGCAAUAAAAUCAAAACUAUUUAAGACGAAAGUAAUGCUCUCCACCAUUUAUGCUGUUUGAGGCUGAUCUCUCCUCUGAGCUUCCUUUCAGAUCUGUAUAUUAAGAUGCUUUUUAUUUAAACUAAAUUUUUAUUGGAAAUAGAAUCGUUUUUGAACAUGGGGUUGAGAAAGAAGAAAAGAAAAGCAUGUAUAGAAUAUAAUAAAAAUUAAUUUAAUGCGUUAGAAAAAUAAAACUAUGGGAGAUGAAGAAAUUCAAUUGAAUGUUAAUAUCAGUUGUUUAUGAUCGAGACGGACUUGCUCUAUUAAUUUGUGCAGCUUGUAAUAUAUUUCUUUUAUGAUGAUAUUUUAACUUUUGAACUAAUACCUUAGGAAUCUACUAAGUAUACUAAAAAUUGAUCACCAUUAGGCAAUCGUUUGUCAUAUUUCUUUAUAGAUCUAUAAAGUUUAACUUUGAGAGAUGUAAGACGGGUGUUUAGCCAUCAUGAUAUUUCACAGUUCUACUUUUAUUUUGUUGCCUGAACAAAUAACUUUCAUGCAUUGUUUAAUAGAAAAAAUGAUUUAUUUGUCAUUAUUUCUUGUAUGGUAAACACAUGGUAAUGUUUCCAAGAAAAAAAUUUAUUCAUAGUAUCAAUAUUUUUAUUUUUCCUUGCCUAUAUAAUCUUAACAUUAAAUAGUUAAUGACUAACGAUAUUGAUAUUGUAAAGAUGAUUGAAAAGUUCCAAAAGAGAAGAUCUUCAGUAGUCAUGCACAUUACACAUAUAUGAACAAAAACUCAAGCAAUAAAAUAAGAAAUUCAAGUAGUUGAACUCGAAAAAGGGUCUCAAGUCUUGUCUCAACAUGUGUCCAUAGCGAAUGAUUUUCUUGCUCAAUAAAGUGAAAUAUGUCGUGCGCAUAUCAAAAGAUGUUUUGCUCAGGUAUAAUAAUAAACAAUUAAAUAGAUGUUAUUUUGUCAACAUAAUAAAUAAUUAUCUUGUUAAAAUGAAUAAUUCUAAGAAUAAAAUCAAAUCAAAUAGUAAAUAUUCAUAUGUUAAAUAUGUUUGUUCUAUUAUAAAUGGUUUAAAUGAUUAUUUAUAUAAGAAUAUUUAAGAGUAAUUUGAUUACAUAAGAGUAAAUAUAUUUAUUUUUAGAUAUUAAAAUGAUUUAUCAAAUAAAUAUCUCUAUAAUCGUCUUGAUAAUCUUUUUAUGGUAAAUAUGGAAUAAAAGAGGGAUAAUAUAUUGAUAAUUUAUAAUUAAACUCAAUUUUAGAUAUAAAAUUCUAUUCUUAUUCUUUUAUCGAGAUAGAAAAAGUCUAAAAUAUAUUUAAUAUGUUCUAUUGGAUUAAAUCGUUUCAAUAUUGUUUUCGAUUCUCUACUUAAAUUUAUAAAAUUAGCUUUAAAUUUGUGUGUCAAAUAUUUGAAUAAAAUCUAUUUAAAUUGUUUUCGAUUUGUUUAAGAAUUUCUUUAAAUUUAUAUGAAAUUUAAGAAAAGCCUUGUUACUCUAUAUAAGCAAAUCGAUUUUAUUUUGAUUAUAUCUAAGAGAAAAUUUAUAUCAUGUUCAUUUAUUUUAAAUUUCGAUUAAAAACAAUCUCAUAUUAAAUCUUUGAGAUUGAUGUUUUUUUUUUUCGAUGUCUAUCGUUAUAUAUGAGAUGAUUUUAUCGAAAAUAAAUUCAAUUAUUAAAAUAUUAUUUAAAGAGAAAUUAAAAAUGAAUAUUUGGUUUGAAAGAAUUUCAAUAUAAAUUAAAUAAAUUAUAUUUUCUUUAAAAUAAACUAUCUUUAUUAUUUUUCGUUAAAUAAAAAAAAAGUCAAUUCAAUAUAAAAUCAUAUCAAAGUAAAAAAGUCAAUAAAAUGAAUUUGUUUGUUUAAUAAUCGGUUAUUGAAAGUUAAAUUAGCAUAAAAAACUAGAAAAAAAAGUCAAAUAAAAAUUUUGGUCGUUAUUGACAUGAAUAUUUAUUGUUGGUGAAGAUGUGAAGAAAAAAAAAUCGAGGAGGGAAGAAAGACUGAUUGUGAAUAGUGUGUACUCUUGAAGUGGAUGCCAAAGAAUGCAAAAGAGAAAAGGGCAAACAGCAACAAUUCUCCUCAUUGUUAACUUUUCUUUUGUAUUUUAUAGUUAAAAAAGAAUCUAUAAGAUUUAUUUCGAUCAAUGAUUAUGUUAAAUAACUAUAGAGAGACAUUUCUAUUCAUCUUAUUUUUAUUUAUUAUUAAAUAUUUUAUUUUAGUUAAAUCAUAUUUAUUUAUUAUUUUAUUCAAUUUAUAUUUAUCCGAUUAGUUUUUUUUGUUGACAAUAUUUAUAUAUAAAUAGCUACCAAAUAGAAAAAUGUUACUUUUUAAAGUUUUAUUUAUUUAGUAUAUUAAUUAAAAUCUAAUUUAUUUAGAUGGAUGAAGAUAAAUCAUCAACAAUAAAAAAUGAUCGAUCAAAUCUUGAAACAGUUGAAAGACGAAUAAUAAAUAACUUGAAUAAAAGUGAAGUUUACAAAGAAAAUUCUCUUUAUUCAGAAUCAAUAUUGAAAUAUUAUAUCGGACCUGGAAAUAAUACACAUUUCUAUUUUAUUUAAUUAAUAAACUAUUUUUUUUAUUUUUUUAUUUUUUUUAUAAUAGAAUUGAAAAUAUAUUUGUAUCAAUUGGUUACGAAGGUCAAUAUGAAAGACGAGAUGAUUUUUAUAUAAAAUGGGUUCAAUCCAUAAAAUGUAUUAAUUGGAAUUUAUUUAAAGAUGGUCAACAAAUGGUUAAUCAUAUUCAAGGUGAAGAUUAUUUUACAACCAAAUUACAAUUAUUCCAAUCAUUACAAACAUAUGAAAAAAUUUCAAUCAAUUUUAUCAAACGUCCAUCACACUUUUCAUCAUUAAAUCAAUUUCUACCUGAUACAUUUAAAUUAGAUGAUAAAUAUGAUCGGAAUACUUUUUUUAAUAUACAUUAA
Molecule: messenger RNA, 5687 nt
Organism: Rotaria sordida
Lineage: Eukaryota; Metazoa; Rotifera; Eurotatoria; Philodinida; Philodinidae
Source: the annotation of a GenBank genome assembly